CCUACCUGUCGGAAGAAAUGGAGGGUCCCGAUUCCGGAACCCUCUGUCCCUUUCUCCUCAUUAUCUUUCCUCUUCUUCCUCACUAGACAAUAUAUGUAUCCAAGUUCAUCUCUGGUGUAUCUGGAUUUGGGAAUGAAUGAAUCGAUUUUUAUAAUUUCAAUGUUAGAGGGUUGGUUCAAAUUGGUUGUCAAACUCUGAUUAUGUGCCAUUCUUUGACCUAAUGAUUGUUCAAGAGCAUUAACGUACAUUCUCAGUGAAAGCAGCUUCUCUCAACACUAAUAUUGAAGUGCGCAUAGCCUAGAGAUGCAUUUACAUCUUCCUGCUGAAGAAGAUGAGGUGAUCACUGAAGGGGUUCCUUAGCUUGCAGUUAUUGAACAGGUCAUGAGAUCCUUCUAGGCACCAAAUGUUACACUUCAUUGUCAUUGGCUCACUGCAGUAACUGCAUUCUUUCCAGAUGGUGGAUCUGUUCUAUAUUCCAUUGCUAAAUCUUGUGUUCAUGUUUGAUUCGAUUACCAGAUUUUGACCAAAAAAAUUAUCUGCUCAGAGAACAUAGAUCAGUGGAAUAAAUUUUCCUUGUAUUGCAGACCAGUCAGUCUGACCUAUUCCUUUCAUUCCUGAAGCAUCACACUGGCAACUAUUUAAAUUGCAAUCACCUUUUUUUUGUGACUGAAGGAAUUUGGAAAUGUCGAAUCUGCUGUUGGACCUACCAAAGUGGAAGUGUAUGUAUUGAUCAUAGUCAGAAUCUUAAAGGGCACUUGCAUAUGCUGAUGAAUGACAAAAAUGUAAAUCAACGGAAGCCAUGUUUCAUUUAUAAAACUGAAGGAAGCAGAUUCAGUGAUGAAUAUUCUGGUCCUGAGCAAAAUCCUGGAGACGACAGAUUGAAUGUCACUGUGCAGAAUUGUAGUAUCCAAAAGAGUUUGAGCAUUGUGAUUAAUGGUAAACAUGAGGAAAGUCCGAAGGAUGAUGUCUUGUCUGCUUCCAGUCUUUGGCCUUCUGAAAUUUCACCUGAAGAGCAUAAAACAAGUUACGAGUCUUCUGACAAUAAAGCAAUAAGCAUUUCAGAUGGCAACCUCAUAGAAGAGAGUGACCUGGAAGUAUCAGAAUUAGAUGUUGAGAGAGUACUCGAGAAGCAGAAUACACAUGACCUGUACUGUCCUAAUUGUAAUUCUUGUAUUACCCGAAGGGUUAUUCUUCGUAAAAGAAAACGCAAACUUCGAAUUUCUAGUGAGGACACAAAGCGUAACAAGUUGGAAACCGCAUCGAACGCUCGAGUGGAAGAUAUUUCUGCACAUGCAGCCAAUAAUCAAGGUCUUAAUGCAGUUGAUGUUUGUUUGGAUGGAAGCCUGACACCUGCAGCGAAUGACCCUGGCCCUGACAGAGAGCCAGAGAUAUUCAGAUGCUUAUCAUGCUUUAGUUUUUUCAUCCCCGCAGGGAGUGGCUUCAAACUUUUCAGGAUAUUUGGAGAUAAAAGUGACAAGAAGAGUGUGCAAGACUCUCAACAGAUACUGACAAAGAGCAAAAACUGGUUUCCCUCUGUUUUCACAUCAGACAAGAGGAAAAUGUUGAUGGAUCAAGGAAGUGGUCUUGGGGCCAAUGAGGGAGAAAACAAUGUUGGUGCACAUAUUCCUUCUUCUAAUUUGAAUGGCCAGAAUGGUCAAGCGUCAUUAGUACCAGAAGCUCCCUCAACUGCUCACUUGAUAAUUGUUGAGGCACUGGUGGAAAGAUCCACUAAACAUUAUGAAAGUAGAGAUGAAAUUUUACCUCCUUCAUCUCAAGGACCCACAGAGCUUGGAAAAGUGGUGGUCGAUGAGGGAGAGAAGUUAGAUGAUGCAGUGAAAAUGAACACAGGAGGAGCUGUAAACGCUGUUGAUAAAUUGGACGCAUCAAGCAUUUCUGAUGAAGUGCUACUCAAUCAUGGAAGUGGUCAACCAUCGACAACACUUGCUGGUAGAACCCCAGUUAAUAAUGGAGAAUCUACAGAAAAUGCUAUGUUGAUACCUCAACAGGAUGGACUAAAGCUACUGAUUCCUUCAGUUGUGGAUUCUUCAGUUCGUGAGAAAUUGCCAAUAGAACAAAAAAACGAGGUGUCUACAGAAACGAAAAGUGCAGACAAGGAGACUAUUUUUGCAUUGCAAACACCGGUUGCUGUACUUGAAGGAUCAGAUAUGAAUGUGAAAGUGAGCAUUUCAGCAGAUAUUCCACUUAAAAAUGAUAAAAAUGUUGGGGUCACACUUCUUACUGAACGUGCAAUACAAGAUGAAGAUGCAAUAUUCAAAAGUACUCAUAAAGGCAAGGAAACAGUAAUAAUUGUAGAAGAAGGCCCAAUUGAAUCAACAGCUACUCAAAGAGCAGAAAAUAUUGGCAAUUCACCAAAAACAGGGCAUACACCACAUACUACAACUCAACUUCAUGUGGGGAGAGUAAGCUCCACAGCUAGAGAAGUUCAUGGAGUGGAAAUAAUUAAAAGCAUUGUAUACGGGGGAUUAAUCGAAUCAAUUACAAGCCUUGGAGUCGUGUCAUCUGCUGCUGCUGGUGAUGCGGCCACAUUGAAUAUUUUAGCUUUGGGAUUAGCAAAUCUGAUUGGAGGACUUUUUGUAAUGGGUCACGAUCUUUGGGAACUAAAAAAAUAUCAAUCUGGAGGGGCCUCCAAUCAAGAAACAGAGCAAGUUGAUCAGUACCAGGAACUACUGGGACGGAGACAGAAUUUCUUACUUCAUGCAACUGCUGCCGUGUUAUCAUUCCUCAUUGUUGGCCUACUGCCUCCUGUCAUCUAUGGCUUCUCAUUUCGGAGGAGUGAUGAUAGAGAUCUCAAGCUUGUGGCAGUAGCAGCGGCUUCACUUCUAUGCAUCAUCCUACUUAGCAUUGGAAAGGUUUAUGUUCAGAGGCCUCCCAAGUCUUAUAUAACAACAGUAGUAUACUAUGUUAUGAUAGGGUUUGGAGUCUCGGCUGUUUCCUUUGCGGUAGGCAACCUAAUCAUGAAACUCCUAGAGAAGCUUGGUUUAUUUCAGUCCAGUUCCCUUUUAACCCUGCCACUUCUCAAGACAGAACCAGUGAAGCCAGUAUGGGCGUCCUAUUAGUGUCACCAGUGUUGGAUGCGGAUUUUUUGAUUCAGUCAUUCGAAACAAUGCUGCAGAGUCGGUGAGUGAUGUUCCCUUAUACAGGGCCCAAGCAUCAGUUCUCAGUUAAACUUAUGUCUUAUGUAUUGUGCACUUUUCUUUUUCACCUUGCUUCGGGCUAAAACUACUCUUUUUCACCAUGCGGUCUAAAACUGCUCUUUUUCACGUUACUUUGGGCUAAAACUAUCAUUUGGAGAAUAUUUCUCAAGGUGAAUAAUUAGCGAAUACGCGACCGUUUUGUAUUCUAAGUAAAUUGGAACAACUUUUUAUGUUGUAUGCUUAUGCAGAAUAAAU
Molecule: messenger RNA, 3410 nt
Organism: Ilex paraguariensis (yerba mate)
Lineage: Eukaryota; Viridiplantae; Streptophyta; Magnoliopsida; Aquifoliales; Aquifoliaceae
Source: the annotation of a GenBank genome assembly